Brassica napus (rape) is the source of this 705-nucleotide messenger RNA. RefSeq lists its product as uncharacterized. Lineage: Eukaryota; Viridiplantae; Streptophyta; Magnoliopsida; Brassicales; Brassicaceae. The coding region runs from base 1 to 705 and encodes 234 amino acids. The transcript has a single exon. The record is from RefSeq and is a predicted model, not a curated record.
AUGGCGGAAAGUACCACGAGCCUAUCUCCCGAAUUCGAUCCCAGAUCUCCUUACUACGUCGAUCCAGAUUUCGAACCCAACGAGAAUUUCCCUAAGGUUAUACUAAGCCAAGCCGACGACAACUACUUCACCUGGAAGAAUCUUUUCCUCCAAUUCCUUCGAAGAAAGAACAAAACCGGGUUCGUCGACGGUACCGUAGAGAUCCCCGAGCCUUCCUCGCCGUUGUAUCAACCCUGGGAAGUGUGCAACGCGAGGGUUAUGUCUUGGAUGAUGAGUUCGGUGAGCGAAGACUUACUAGCCCACGCGGCUUUCGCGGACACGGCGCGUAAAGCUUGGGAGGAUCUCCGGAAGAUAUUCGUCCCGAGCGUGGAUUUUAAGAUCAACCAGCUUCGUCGGAGGAUCUUGGCGAUGAGGCAAGAUGGUGACGAGGUGGCGAGGUAUUUCGGGAGAAUGAAGAGCGCUUGGAUGGAGCUGAGGGAGUACGAUCGCUUGCCGGAGUGCUCCUGUGGUGGCUGCCGUUGCGAGGUGAAGAAAAGAGCGGAGGAGGGGAGGGAGAAGGAGGAGUGUUACGCGUUUGUGAUGGGUUUGGAUGAAGAUUUAGGAUAUGUGAGGACUCAGAUCAUGAUGAUGGAUCCUCUUCCUUCGCUGGACGAAGCCUACGCGCUGGUUAAUAACGAGGAGAAUCUGAAGAAUAUGUUUGGUUGA